AUGGCGGACGCGUCCGAGUGCGGAGUCAGAGUGUUGUGUCGAUUCAGGCCACUGAACGAGUCCGAAAUCAACAGAAGGGAUAAAUACAUCCCCAAAUUUAGGGACGGCGACGCCGUCGUAAUCGCGGGGAAGCCGUAUGUGUUUGACCGUGUACUACCCUCCAACUCCACCCAGGAGCAGGUGUAUGAAUCCUGUGCUAAAGACACAGUCAGAGAUGUUCUAGAUGGCUACAAUGGUACCAUAUUUGCCUAUGGCCAAACUUCAUCAGGGAAAACACAUACUAUGGAGGGCAGUCUCCAUGACGCUCAGCUGAUGGGUAUAAUUCCACGUGUCGCUCAUGAUAUUUUCGAUCAUAUUUACUCCAUGGAGGAGAAUCUGGAGUUUCACAUUAAGGUUUCCUACUUUGAGAUUUAUAUGGAUAAAAUCAGGGAUCUGCUGGACGUGUCAAAGACCAACUUGGCGGUGCAUGAGGAUAAGAACCGUGUUCCGUAUGUGAAGGGUUGCACUGAGAGGUUCGUCUCCAGUCCUGAAGAGGUGAUGGAUGUGAUUGAUGAAGGCAAAGCCAACCGGCAUGUCGCUGUGACCAAUAUGAAUGAGCACAGUUCCCGAAGCCACAGUAUCUUCCUCAUCAGAAUCAAACAGGAGCACCUGGACACAGCGCACAAGCGUAUGGGCAAACUCUACCUGGUCGACCUAGCUGGUAGUGAGAAGGUCAGUAAAACGGGUGCAGCAGGAGCAGUGCUGGAUGAGGCGAAAAAUAUCAACAAGUCCCUGUCGGCGCUGGGCAACGUCAUCUCUGCACUGGCAGAGGGCACUAAGACGCACGUGCCAUAUCGGGACAGCAAGAUGACCCGCAUCCUGCAGGACUCUCUUGGUGGAAACUGCAGGACCACAGUUGUCAUCUGCUGCUCACCAUCCGUUGUUAAUGAGGCUGAGACCAAAUCCACGCUCCUCUUUGGACAGAGAGCCAAGAGAAUCAGGAACACUGUAUGUGUGAACUUGGAGUUGACAGUAGAAGAGUGGAAGAAGAAAUAUGAAAAAGAGAAGGUGAAAAGCAGGAGCUUAAAAGACAUUGUAGAGAGACUGCAGAGAGAGCUGAACCAGUGGAGACGUGGCACGUGUGUCUCUGUGGAGGAGCAGCUGAAUAAUGAAGAGCAGAGCAAGAUCUGUGACAGCACUCCAAUCAUCAGCGAUGCCCUGCUCUCUCUACCCUCGCUCACUGCUGUGGACAAGGAACAGUAUAAAGCAAACAUCAGUAGCCUCUACAAGCAACUGGAUGACAAGGAUGAUGAGAUUAAUCUGCAGACCCAGCUGGCUGAGAAACUGAAACAGCAGAUGGACAUGCUGGAAGAGCUGCUGGCAUCAUCACGGCAGGACCGUGCGCAAGCACGCGAGGAGCUAUGUUCCCUGCACAGGGAUAACGAGGAGCUGAGGCAGAAGUCCAGGGAGGUGCUCUCCACCCUGGAGGAGCUUGCACUCAGCUAUGACCACAAGAGCCAGGAAGCCUCUGAGUGUGCACGCGACAACCACACGCUCACCGAGCAGCUGGCGCUGAAGAGUGAGCUUCUGGAGGCUGCUCAAAGGGACACAGCAGAGCUCCAAGAGUUACUUGCUGUCCAGCAGAGGAGAGCAGCAGAGACCGUCAGCCUGCUGCUGAGAGACCUGAGUGAUGUGGGGGUCCUCGUUGGCACCACCGACAUCAAAACGCUGUGCAAUAGCAGUGUUUCUGUGGAGGAGCAGUUUGUUGCAGUUCAACUUUUCCUUGCUAAGCUCAAGUCUGAGCUCAAGAGCCUUUUUAACCACACCAAACAGCUAGAGACCGCCCACAACCACACCUCCCUCAAGAUGCUGGCCAAUGAGGGAGAGCUUGCCUCCUGUCAGUUACUGAGCUCCCAGCACCAGGUGAAGCUGAAGUCUCUGAUGGCCUACGUGCAGAAUUCUAAUGAGCGGCAGAGGCAGCAGGAACUGAAGCAGCAGCGUCACUCGGACAAGCCGAUCCAAUGGCGCACGCACAGGACCUCUGAGCCAGCCGCCGGUCACGCCACAGGAGAGGCGCCCUUCCCUGAAUGCAAUCAGGAUUUGUUUGAACUUCAGUAUGAGAGAGAUCAUCUAAUGAUGAACCCUUCACCAGACAGCAUGAUUCCUUUGAUGGAGGAUGACGGAGAGAGUUGUGGGAAAGAGAUUGCCGACCUCCGAGAGGAACUGUGCAGUAAGCAAAAGAUGCUGGAGGACCUGAAGGCGUUUAAUGAUGGCUUGCUGGUGGAGCAGAGGAAAGUGAGCACUGAUUAUGAGGCUUUGUGGAUGCAGGAGCAAGACAAAGCUCUCGAACUGCAGAGACUGGUACUGCACGAUGAGAAGAGGAGACUGGCUAGCCAAGAGCUGCGAGACCUUGAGGAGACAGUGUCCCAUGAGCUGCAUUCUCUGCAUAAAUUGCGAAAGCUGUUUGUACAGAAUCUGACGGCGCAUGUGAGAAAGAGCUCUGAGCUGAACUGUGAGGAAGGAGAGAGUAGUGUGAUGCACAAACAGAAGAUCUGCUUUCUGGAGAACAACCUAGAACAGCUCACCAAAGUCCAUAAACAGCUGUUGCGGGAGAACGCGGACCUGCGCUGCCAGCUGCUGGUGCUGGAGCAGCGAGUGCGCGCGACGGCGGAGCGCGUCAGGGCCCUGGAGGAGGCCCUCACAGAGACCAGAGCCGGCGCGGCCCGUGACCGCAAGUUCUACCAGCAAGAGGUGGACCGCAUCAAAGACACGGUCCGAGCCCGCAACAUGUUCCGCUGUGGGCACUCUCCUCUCAUCGCUAAGCCUGUUCGGGCUGGUCACCAUCACACAUUCUCCCCAGCCACAGUGGGGGGAGGACUGACCGUCUACAGCUAUCAUCAUAUUUAGUCACUGACCAACCACCAACUCCUCUACAACUGUCGCCAUGGCUACAGCUCUACUACAAGCCUCACCCUGAAUACAACUAAAUUACAGCAUUCACUUCACAGCCCCCCUACUGCUGUAGUUAUUCCCAUGGCCACAUUCAAUGGUCCAUCGCUAAGGCGUGGACGAGGGUGAGCAGUUCUUCUCUGCACCACUAGAGGACACCGACAUAAGUGUUGGUCGUUAUACUGAAACGCUACUUUAUGGCGCUUGAUCUUCAGAAUAGUUUUUUCUU
Molecule: messenger RNA, 3157 nt
Organism: Electrophorus electricus (electric eel)
Lineage: Eukaryota; Metazoa; Chordata; Actinopteri; Gymnotiformes; Gymnotidae
Source: RefSeq, a predicted model, not a curated record